AUCGCGCUUGCGCUUACACGUGUUCUCAGGUUCUCACACAUCUGACCGUGUGAUUCUCGAUUUCUCGCACAUUCUCACAUGCGCCAUUCGACUGCUCUGAUCCAGCGUGCAUCGUGAAACAAUCGCAUCAUUAUUGCGUCAUAACUGUCAGGAAACCGCAGGAAACGCGAAGAAGCGAGAAUUAAAGGAACGGGAUGUUGGUAGCGAAGAUCUGUCGGGCUGGGGUUUCGCCAGGUUUGGCGUCACUCGUCCGAACCCCGGUCGUUCCGACGACGCCGAAAUUUUCUAAGGGUCAGAUCGCGAGAUUAUUCAGCGAUGGACGUAGCUCUUAUACGAGAACCGCGAGGAGGAGAGCCACUGUGGUGGAGCAAGCGACAGCCCCGGCUGGUGAAACAGCAUUUAACGUUGGUAAAGCAGCAAUCGCUGGAGGAGCACUGAUGGGAUUAGGUACUCUUUGUUAUUAUGGAUUAGGUCUUUCUUCACAAACGGGUGCCAUAGAUCAUGCACAAUUAUGGCCGCAAUACGUUAAAGACAGAGUGAAGUCCACUUACACGUACUUUGGUGCAUCCAUUGCGGCCAGCGCAGCGUCUGCGGCUAUGUGCCUGCGUUCUCCCGUUGUAAUGAACAUGAUAAUGCGUCAGGGAUGGGUCGCUAUAGGUGUAUCAUUGGCUGCAAUGAUUGGCAGUGGCAUGAUUGUACAAGGGCUUCCAUAUAAGGAAGGAUUCAAUAGCAAACAUAUGGCUUGGCUAGUACAUACUGGAAUCUUGGGCGCUGUUGUAGCACCAAUGACUCUUUUGGGUGGACCAUUAGUUAUCCGAGCUGCUUGGUACACCGCUGGGAUAGUCGGUGGUUUAUCAGCGAUUGCUGUUUGCGCGCCCAGCGAUAAGUUUUUGGCAAUGGGCGGUCCGCUUGCUAUUGGUUUAGGCGUAGUAUUUGCCAGCUCGCUUGGUUCUAUGUUCCUUCCACCUACGACUGCUCUUGGAUCAGGACUGUAUUCUGUAGCUCUUUAUGGCGGUCUCCUGCUAUUUUCUGGAUUCCUGCUCUAUGACACGCAAAAAAUCAUCAAACAAGCGGAAACUUAUCCGAUGUACAACAUUCAUAAUAGGCCGUAUGAUCCAAUAAAUAAUGCAAUCUCAAUUUAUCUGGAUACAUUGAACAUCUUCGUGCGAGUUCUGACUAUACUGGCUGGUGGUGGUAAUAGACGUAAAUAAAAGAAUAGAGUACAAUAACUAAUGAAGUAAUAUUAGGAUCAAAGUAACUCAUAAAUUAUAUGUUACACACAUAAUUUCAAUUUAGUAAUAUUCCUUUUAAUAAGAAUAAAUUGUACAGUUUUAAAUUAAGAUAAAUAAAUAGUUCAUUACCAUACUUCUGUUUUUGUACAUGUAUAUUUUUUUAAUGAAAAGUUACAGUGUUAUCUAUAUAUUAUAAUGUUGUAAGACUGUUGUAACCUUGCUAAAAACUGUAACGUAUUAUUUAAAAUAGUGAAACCUCUUAUUACGCUUGAA
Acromyrmex echinatior (Panamanian leafcutter ant) is the source of this 1505-nucleotide messenger RNA. RefSeq names its product growth hormone-inducible transmembrane protein. Gene Ontology annotation, cellular component: mitochondrial inner membrane. NCBI's taxonomy places the organism in Eukaryota, Metazoa, Arthropoda, Insecta, Hymenoptera, Formicidae. The record is from RefSeq and is a predicted model, not a curated record.